This is a messenger RNA of Oncorhynchus kisutch (coho salmon), 2801 nucleotides long. Its product is annotated as protein FAM160A1. The coding region runs from base 18 to 2801 and encodes 927 amino acids. The transcript is spliced from 14 exons. The record is from RefSeq and is a predicted model, not a curated record. NCBI's taxonomy places the organism in Eukaryota, Metazoa, Chordata, Actinopteri, Salmoniformes, Salmonidae.
CGGGCCAGGGCGGAGCGAUGGGAGCCAUCCUAGAGUUUGUGGUUGUAGAAGGCGUGAUGGAGAGACUGUUCCUCUGGAGUCUGAGACGACACUUCACUGACGAUAUGAAACUGGAACAACUGAGGAUGUACCAGAUGUUACUGUCUCAGGCCAGACAGCCUCUCCUGCACCACAAACCUGUUCUACGACCCUUAAUGAUGCUGUUAUCUUCCUGUGCUGGAGCUGGGAGUGGAGGAGGAGGAGGAGGGUCAGUGGAAGCAGAGUUGGUGCUCCUGCUCAACCAGCUGUGUGGUGCGCUGGCUAAGGACCCCUCAGUGUUAGAGUUAUUCUUCCACACCAGUGAGGACCAGGGGGCAGCCAACUUCCUGCUCUUCUCCCUGCUGAUCCCCUUCACGCAUCAGGAAGGCAGCGUAGGACAGCAGGCCCGGGACGCUCUGCUGCUCAUCAUGCAGCUGUCGACCUACAACCCCAGAGUCGCUGCACACAUCACAGACAACACGUACUUCUGUCCUGUACUGGCUACAGGUCUGAGUGGUUUGUAUUCGUCUCUACCUGCGAAGCUACAGGUGUACAGUGAAGACUGGCACUGUCUGGAGAGAGCUGACUGGGUACAGGUUCCGGCUUUGGUCCAGUUCCUAAACUCUCUGCAGUUCUGCUGCUCUGUCAUUAAGGUUGGACAUCCCUCUAUCAGAGGUCAGUUGUUGGGAUAUAUCUACAAUGGCUUCCUGGUUCCUGUACUGGCUCCAGCUCUGCACAAGUGUACACUAGAAGAGGUGAUGACCACUACAGCGUAUCUGGACCUCUUCCUCCGCUCGGUGUCAGAGCCCGCCCUCCUCCAGACCUUCCUCUCCUUCAUACUGCUACACACACACGACAACGUCCAGCUCCUAGACACACUGGUGUCCAGAGUUAACACACCUUUCCAGUUAGGUACAGUGUCUCUGGCUUUGUUCCGAACUCUCAUUGGUCUGUUCUGUGAAGACGUGAUGCUUCAGCUCAUACUCAGGUAUCUGAUCCCGUGUACACACCUGUGUGUGAGAGAACGCCGCUCUCUGAAGGACAGAGACGCCUACUCUUCAUCAGCUGUUAAAUUCCUCUUCCUCACUCCCUCCUGGUGCCCCCUGCGCCUCGGAGCCGUUCACACUCACACCCAACACAUCCACUGGGCCAUGGGGAAUGACGUUCCCAUGUCAGAGGGUGACAGUGUUGGUUACUCCAGGAUCUGCAGGACAGACCUCCUGAUGAAUGUCAACUAUCUCCAGUACCUCUGGGAUGCUAGAGUUGGGAUCGCUGCAUCGCUCCAGGCCUGUCUGGUCUGGUCUGGUCCCUAUGAUGGGGAGAAGCCUGCAGCUCGAGAGGAGGAAGACGGGGAAGAGAGAGAGCAAGAGAUAGAGGAGGAGAAGACGGAUCAAACUUUCAACUGGACUUCAUCUCCCAGCCCUCCCCUCACCUCCCCCCCUGUAACCAUGGGAAACCAACAUAGAGGGGGAGACGGAGGGAGGGGGAGUGUGGUCGAGUUGGAGUGGGAUGAUAGUUAUGAGUGGGAUGAUAGUGCCCUCCCAUCCUCCUCCCUCCCCCUCACCCCCCCAGUACAUAUUGAAACCCCUCAGCAUAUUCAGGAGAUGAGACGUUCGGCCAUAAUGUUGAUCCAAGGCUCCUACGUAGAGGAGUCGGACUUUCAGGACGAUGUGUUGGUCUAUAACCUCAUAGCACAGAAAGACGAGGUGGAAUACAAACCUGACCGCAGGACUACUCCACAGACCAGGAAACCAGUUGUUAGUCAAACAACCUCGCUCGUUCACAGACAUGGAACGCAUAGACGAGAGAAGGAGGGGGUGAUUGUGGAAGAGGGGGUGAGAGAGGAAGAGGGGGUGAGAGAGGAAGAGGGGACGCUGACCACGACCGUGAAUCAGACAAAUUACCUGACAACCGCAGACCACCAGGAGAGAACCACCUCAGAGAACCACACACACCCAGUCGGGAAACAGCAGGACUGUAACAAAACCGAUGCUGAUCAUCCUGUGAGCCCGGUUACGACCUCGGCGGUGGAUGACAGCUUCCUGUCCCAGUAUCGGGAGCUCAUGCGCUCGCUGGGGGCGGAGCCUGAUGACGUCACCGAUGACAUUACAGAGUUCAGGAAGCGUGUGUUGGCUCUGGCCCAGGGAGGAGAGGAGGAGGAGGUGGACUUUAGCGUGUUCUCUACAGACUCCCCGGAACCGAAGGAUGCCGAUCUGGAACCGGAGAACAGUCCAGAACUAACGAGCAACAGCCAAGACAGAAAACAUGGGAUACCCUUCACUGGCCCGUUCAUUAGUGUUCUGCUAUCACGGUUGGAGAACCUGUUGGAGAACCCUAUUCCAGUCAACCUGCUAGUUACAGGGAUCCUGUCUCAGCUCGCCAAAUACCCCCAGCCUCUUCUCCGGGCGUUCCUACUGAACACGCACACUGACCCACCGCCCAACAUAGAGCGGUACGCAACGGACCAGACAGAGUUUCCUGCUACAGUCAGAGAAGCAUGGAGAUACCUACUGGCUAGAGACCAAGCACUGAAACUCAGAGAGCUCCUCCAGGACAGCCAUAGUGAUAACAGGAAGAGUGUUCUACCCAAUGGAACACAGCAGAUAACGCAGAACGUCCCCCCGUGUCCCAACAUUCCUCCGCAGGCCAGGAACAGAGUCUUCGCUACAGUUCUAUAUGCAGAGUUCUUAAAGGAGUUAGCUGCCAUCGCACAGGAACACUCUAUAGUACCUGACUCACCUAUAGAGGAGAUUAACACCCCCGACUCACCUAUAGAGGAAUAG